Molecule: messenger RNA, 6333 nt
Organism: Notolabrus celidotus (New Zealand spotty)
Lineage: Eukaryota; Metazoa; Chordata; Actinopteri; Labriformes; Labridae
Gene: jade2
Product: jade family PHD finger 2
Exons: 12
Coding region: 1-2766 (921 amino acids)
Biological process (GO): regulation of transcription by RNA polymerase II
Cellular component (GO): histone acetyltransferase complex
Source: RefSeq, a predicted model, not a curated record
AUGGAGGAGCUUCCUGUCAGCGCUGCCUUCAAACACUCGAUCCGUCAUUGUUUUGAUUACUCCUCUUUUGCCAUUUGUCCGACUCGGAUUCAGUCUUUGUGGAAACAUGAGGUCAGGACCCGACAGUGGAAGCCGAGCCUCAGACAUGUGAAGGGUUUCGUGUCCAAUGUUGGCAGGUCCCUGCCGGAGUCUUCAGGUGGUCUGUCCAUCAACAAGGAGAGGGAGAGAGAGAUCCAGCCUCCACCCACCCAGCGCUACAGCGGCUACGACCUGGACGACCUGGACGUUGCCUGGCUGGAGCUGGUGAACCAUGAGUUCAGGCAGAUGGCGUUACCAGAGCUGGACGAGCUGACCAUGGAGUGUGUGCUGGUGGAGCUGGAGAGUGUGUGUGAGGAGAAGAUGAGGCAAGCCAUCGAGGCAGAGGAAGGCCUGGGUAUCGAGUACGACGAGGAUGUGGUGUGUGACGUCUGCCGCUCGCCUGAGGGAGAGGACGGCAACGAGAUGGUCUUCUGUGAUAAGUGUAACGUCUGCGUUCAUCAGGCGUGUUAUGGCAUCCUGAAGGUACCUCAGGGGAACUGGUUGUGUCGGACCUGCGCUCUGGGCGUCCAGCCCAAAUGUCUGCUCUGCCCCAAGAGAGGGGGGGCCCUGAAGCCCACCCGCAGUGGAACCAAGUGGGUCCACGUCAGCUGUGCCUUAUGGAUCCCUGAGGUGAGUAUAGGCUGUCCAGAGAAGAUGGAGCCCAUUACCAAGGUGUCCCACAUCCCCGCCAGCCGCUGGGCUCUGUCCUGCAGCCUGUGUCGAGAACACACAGGAACCUGCAUACAGUGCUCCAUGCCCUCUUGUAUCGUGGCCUUCCAUGUGACCUGCGCCUUCGACCACGGCCUGGAGAUGAGAACCAUCCUGGCAGAGAACGACGAGGUGCGCUUCAAGUCCUUCUGCCUGGAGCACAGCUGCACCUCCAGCAACAACACUGCAUCCACCAACAUCCCCCCCAGUCUGACCGGCGUCACGAACGGCAACCACGCCACCACUCCCACAACCAACGGAGCGCAUCCAGCCAGAUCUGACUGGGCCGCCACCGGAGUCAGUCCUCCCGAGUCCAGGCCAGACCAGCAGCACCAGCUGCACCAACUGCACCAGCUUCACCAGCUGCAUCAGCUGCACCAUCUGCACCAGCUGCACCAGCUGCACCAGCUGCACAGCAGCAGUGCCUCGGAGCAGAGGCCGGUGCUGUACCCGGUGUCGGUGUCGGCGGCAGAGCGAGCUGAGCGGGACCAGCUGGAGAGGGAGAAGGUGAGCCAGAGGAAGCAGAAGCUCCAGGAGCUGGAGGACGAGUUUUACCGACUGGUGGAGCCCAAAGAGGUUGCUGAAAAUCUGUCUCUGCCCGUCUCCCAUGUGGACUUCUUGUAUCAGUUCUGGAAGCUGAAGAGGAAGGCCAACUUUAAUCGACCUCUGGUUACUCUAAAGAGGGACGAGGUGGACAACCUGGCCCAGCAGGAGCAGGACGUCCUCUACAGACGUCUCAAACUCUUCACACACCUCCGACAAGACCUGGAGAGGGUGCGCAACUUGUGCUACAUGGUGUCACGGAGGGAGAAAAUGAAACACACCCUGUGUGACCUCCAGGAGAAGAUCUUCCACCUGCAGGUACAACUACUAGAAGAGGACAUCGCUGGAGAGAAAAGCCAGGAGGGAGAGAAGAAGAAGCAGAAUGGAGUGAAGGAGAAAGGGAAGGAGAGGAGGAAGAGUAGUCCUGAGAAGAAGAAGGAGAGAUUGAAGUCAGAGAACGGCUCCCUGCUGAAAGAGCUAGGUUUGUCCAAGUCCUUCCCACUGGACAACUCUUUGUUCGACAGCUGGCUCGCCCAGUCGGUUCAGAUCACCGCUGAUGACAUGCUGAGUCAGUGGGCUCUGGGCGCCCAGCAUCGGGACAAGAGCGGCAGCCUGCUCUCUGACCAGCUCCUGCAAGGGGAGGAAAGUCUCCUAAACCUCAUGAUGGAGAACUCCAUGCAGUCCACCUGGAAAACGCCCCAGCUCGGUCGCAAACCGCGAGGGAGCAGCAAGUCGCGUACCCGCGGACACCCGCAAUCCACCAACCCCGCCCAGACCCGGACGCUUCCGCCUGCAGGGGCCGCCUCUGCUGCCAGCAGCCCCUCCGCUGCAAAGAGCCUCUGGGUGAGUGUAGGGGAGGAGAAGCAAAGCUUUGUGGGGAGGAAAGGGGAAAAAUCCAGAGGCUCAACUAAAGUUCUGCCCCACCACCACCACCACCACCUUCAUCACCACCAGACCAGGAGCUCUGACCUGCACAAGGACCCACCACCACAACCUCCCAUUUCCAAAAUGGAUUCCUGUCACAUCUCGGACGUCUGCAGCCGGUGGGACAGCAUCCUUACUGGAAAUGGAGUUGCGUCAGGAGCUAGCUGUGGUUUCACUGCAAGCUCAUCCCCAGCCUCUGGCACAGGGACCACAGUGCCAGACAUCCUUCAUGGUGGGCCUUCGAGGUUGCGUCUUUCCCGCCAGGUUAAAACCAGACGGGGCUUCAGUGGAGGAGGAGGAGGAGGAGGAGGAGGAGGAGGGAUAACAGGGCUGGAGUCUGUUAACCUCACAGGAAAAGACGCGUCUUUGCUGGACACCGCUGAAACCGACGGAUACAUUUCUGACGGUGAGCAGAGUGACACGGACACACACUCCGGUGGACGCAAACUCCGCUUGCCGCAGUUACAUUCUGGGAACGAGGACCUGCUGAGAAGGAGCGUGCUGGCGUCGUAAAGAACCAAGACUGAAAUGAUCACACACACUCAGUCAUUCAAGCAAAGUCCCGCUGGUUAAUCCUUUCUCCAUUUGUGUACACAGUCUACUAAACAUGGCUGAAUAGCUAUGUUCAACCAAAUCCCUGUCCCAUUAACCAGAGGGAGAUCUCUCCAGCUCCGACCUGCUUUCUUCUUUUUGGGGUGAAUUUGAAUGUAGCUGUUUGCCUGUCGUUCAGAAACCCUGCUCCCACAGAACCGUAGUCUCUUGUUAGGUAACCACAAAAUGCUGAACUCUCCACAAAUAGGAAACGAACAUUACAUUUAGUUUUAUUUCUGUUUUGAUUUCAGAUUGAGUUUGUGUGUGUGGGCGUUGAAGAACCCUUUCUGGCCUCAUGUCUGUCCUAUCUGCCAGACAUGGGAACAAACACUUUGGGGCAUUAUUAUUAUUAUUAUUAUUCAAAAUGGUUUCAGGGUCUGUUCUGCAUCUGGCUUUUACAGCCUGAGAUGCAUCCAUUGAGUCCCUGCUUCCUUGAAUACGUUCAGUGGAGAGACAAUUUACACCAGAGCUGGUCUAAAUAUGUACAGACGUCGACAUGGGACAACAUGUCUUCAGCCUUGAGAAGCACAACUAGCUAGUCAUAAGAGCUGUAAUGUAAGCACUCCUGUGUGUAAUAGAUGCUCACUCAGAGUUGGGGUCAAUUUUCACAUUUACUCAGCUGUUCAUUUUUUCUCAAGCUGUCUUCAACAACUAAAAACAUCAAUUUCAACAUGUUCCAGUUUUUGAAUCAGUGAACCGACUUGACCCCAACCCUGGUGCUCAUUCGGAUUAUCACACAGACACACAAACCACCGACAUACUGACACACUGACACACAUACUACUAUAAGCAAAUCCCUUUGCUCAUGUAAAAGCCGUUGUUGAAAUAUUGAUCUGGCUAUUGUCAGCAAUUUUCAAAAAUUCUUCCCCAUUCUGAUUUUUUUUGUUUUGUUCAAGUCUUUGAAACCUGAAUCUUUGAAGAAAAACCAUCAUAGAAACUCUGUGCCUUCUGUAGCUUGCCCUGUGCCCCCAAUCCCCCCCUUACCCCAACCUAAAAAACCUUAUUACCAAACCAAACAAUCAGUAAGCAGAUCAAUCAGUCGUUUCUCAAUCGGACUUGAAACAAUCAAACCAAAAGGAAACCCCGUUGGGUCGGUUACAGAGCGUAGCCAGCAUUGGGCUCCUUGUCACCUUAACAAUUAUCUAGUGCCUGAAACAAGGAUGUAAAUGCAGUGUUCGCCAUUGCUCAAAGAAAAAAAAAAUAACUCCAACAGUAAACAAAGCAGAGCCACGCAGUACUUUCAGUGCAAAAAGCUGCCUACUGUUCAGUGCCCCCCCAUCCCAAAUAGAUCUCUGCAGUCUGGAGCCAGCCACAUCCAGAGUUUGGCCACGUUACACUGUGACUGCCAUGUUGCUGCCUCUAAGUGGAUGCACAUGGAGAGAGGAGGAAGACAGAGAAUGAUGCAUAAGCCUGGCAGCUAAGUUACAUUUGCUCCAAGGUGGCAAAACAACAAAUUGUUAUUUUUGUAUUUUGUGUGGGUCAGAAGUAUUUUUUAAGAGUAGGCAGAACCAAACAGGAGCCUCCCUGUUGCUUCAAAACAUCAUAGAGUUCCAUCCAAGUUAAAAAUGAAGAAAACAUUACAAAAUAACUUCUUCACAAUCGUCCUUUAACUGAGUUUUGAAGCUUUCAGCCAACAGUCAAAUGUUGUCAAAUGACCAUUAAGUGGAAAAACAUGCUUUCUGAGCACCUUAGACAUUAUUAUUCCUUUUUCCCCAGACAUUACAACCACUAACUCCCUUAUCUGCUCACAGAUACGCAUGUAAUGUGCUGAUUUCUAACUAGGGGUGGGAAUCGAAAAUCGGAUCCGACCUAGAACCCGUUCCAAUUGAUCAAUUCCAUCUGAAUUGUACACCUCAAAUGUUAUCGAUUCUUCUUAACGAUUCAUUUCCUAGCACAAUGUCACGUCACAUUGCGGUACGUUGCAUUACAUCACACACUCUGCGACGCAGAACUCCUUCAACCACGAGGAAACAUGGAGCGUUUUUCCUCUCUAAAAUCAAAGUAUUUUCAUCCAGGCUCCAGGGGCUAUAUGGACUCACACGGCCGAAAAUGAGGCACCGAGAGCAGGUAAAAUACCUCCACGAUGACCCCCAGAGGAAAUGCAUUUUUUCUCUCCAAAUUCAAAGUAUUUUCAUCCAGGCUCCAGGGGCUAUGUCUGGACUCACACGGCCGAAAAUAAGGCACCUAGAGCGGGUAAAAUACGUCCGCGAUGACCCCCGGGGAAAAGGUGGUUUUCCUCUCCAAAUUCAAAGUCUUUUCAUCCAGGCUCCAGGAGCCACGUCCGGACUCACGUGGCUGAAAAUGAGGCACUGAUAGCGGGUAAAAUACCUCCGUGAUGACCCCUGGAGAAAAGCGUUUUUCCACUCCAAAUUCAACGUAUUUUCAUCCAGGCUCCAGGGGCUAUGUCUGGACUCACACGGCCGAAAAUGAGGCACCUAGAGCGGGUAAAAUACCUCCGCGAUGACCCCUGCAAAAAAGGCGGUUUUCCUCUCCAAUUCAAAGUCUUUUCAUCCAGGCUCCAGGAGCCACGUCCGGACUCACGUGGCCGAAAAUGAGCCACCGAGAGCAGGUAAAAUACCUCCGUGAUGACCCCUGGAGAAAAGCGUUUUUCCACUCCAAAUUCAACGUAUUUUCCUCCAGGCUCCAGGGGCUACGUUUGGACUCUCGCUGCCGAAAAUGAGCCACAGAGAGCGGGUAAAAUACCUCCGCGAUGACCCCUGGAGAAAAGCGUUUUAUCCUCCAAAUUCAAAGUCUUUUCCUCCAGGCUCCUGGGGCCACGUCCGGACUCACGCAGCCGAGAUUGAGGUCAACCUAUUGUUCAGUAUGUUCAAGUUGAAUAUAUUCAUAUUCAGUCUUGUGCAGACAUAAUUUUGGAAAAAAUUAAAUGGUUCUUUUUGGUGUGGAAGACUGAGUAGAACUACUUUUUCCCCCUCAAAAAACUACUCAGGAGUCGUUAGGAGAACUGAUAAGGAAUUGGAUUGAUAAGCAGAAUCAACAAUGGCAUUGACAUUGAUAAAAUCUUAUGAAUUCCCACCCCUAUUUCUAACCCAGUGAAGCCCUUAAACUUAAGAUUGAUCUCUGGUUAUUAAAUGAGGACCCAAUGGUUAACAAUGAACAGUUUCAGUUUAAAGGCAACAGACAUCAAGCUGUGCAACACUUUGAGUUACACACUGAACAGGUUAACGGUUCCAACAUGGCCGCCACUUCAGUUUCGCUGUGGACAAGCUCUGGUAUCUGAUGGCUCUGCUCUCUGCUCUGUUCUCCUGUCAGAUGAAUGACCACAAUGUAAUCUUCAGCUUCAGAGGCCUGCGCUCUUCAGUUCUUGAAUUGAGUUGUUUGUAAAUUUGUUUUUUAAAAAUGAGUUUGUCUUUGUUGUUCUCUCAGAGAGUUGUAUUUUGUACUUAAAGCAGUCCAUGUUAUUCUCAGGGGUUAAAAAAAACGUUUAAAAAAAAAAAGAAUAAAAAGUUGAAAAAUGUAUGGAAAAAGUGA